AAAGGAAAGAAGAUUCUAUAUGAUAUACUUGCCUUUGCCAAAGAAAGUGUUAAUUCUCAUGUUACUACUCUUGGGCCUCAAAAUUUUCCUGCCAGUGACAAGGAACCAUGGCUUGUUGACUUUUUUGCUCCUUGGUGUCCACCUUGUCGAGCUUUACUGCCAGAGUUACGAAAAGCAUCCACACUUCUUUAUGGUCAGCUUAAAUUUGGUACACUAGACUGUACAGUUCAUGAAGGACUCUGUAACAUGUAUAACAUUCAGGCUUAUCCAACAACAGUGGUAUUCAACCAGUCCAGUAUUCAUGAGUAUGAAGGACAUCACUCUGCAGAACAGAUACUGGAGUUCAUAGAGGAUCUUAGAAACCCUUCAGUGGUCUCUCUUACACCCUCCACUUUCAAUGAACUAGUUAAACAAAGAAAGCAUGAUGAAGUCUGGAUGGUUGAUUUCUAUUCUCCGUGGUGUCAUCCAUGUCAAGUCUUAAUGCCAGAAUGGAAAAGAAUGGCCCGGGUGUAGUAAAAUACUUUAUCUUAAAU
This is a messenger RNA of Castor canadensis (American beaver), 533 nucleotides long. NCBI's taxonomy places the organism in Eukaryota, Metazoa, Chordata, Mammalia, Rodentia, Castoridae. The record is from RefSeq and is a predicted model, not a curated record.